CAUUUCCUUCGCUCCACUUCUGAGCCUAUAAAUAUGGCGCUUGUUCCCUUCAUCACUUCAUAUCAAAAACCAUUUCAAAGAGAGAAAAAAGAAGAAAGAAAUACACAAUGGCAGGAAUCAUGCACAAGAUUGAGGAGACUCUGAACAUUGGAGGCAAGAAAGAUGAGCGCAAGGGUGAGACACAAGGGGGGUACAACCAACAGGAUCACAGGGGCCAACAGGAUCACAGGGGCGACGCACAAGGUCCGCGCAAGGAAGGGUUUGUUGACCAGAUGAAGGAUAAGAUCCCGGGGGGAGGCGGAGGCGUGCACAAGGGUGAGACACAAGGUGGGUACAACCAACAAGAGCACAGGGGCGGUGCAGGUGGGUACAACCAACAAGAGCACAGGGGCGGCGCACAAGGUGAGCGCAAGGAAGGGUUUGUUGGCCAGAUGAAGGACAAGAUCCCCGGCGGUGGCGGUGGCGGUGGCAUGACGCAAGGUGGGUACAAUCAACAAGAGCACAGGGGCGGUGGGGGUGUUGGCAUAACGCAAGGUGGGUACAAUCAACAAGAGCACAUUGGCGGCGCACAAGGUGAGCGCAAGGAAGGGUUUGUUGGCCAGAUGAAGGACAAGAUCCCUGGCGGUGGCGGUGGCAUGACGCAAGGUGGGUACAAUCAACAAGAGCACAGGGGCGGUGGGGGUGGUGGUGGCAUGACGCAAGGUGGGUACAAUCAACAGGAGCACAUUGGCGGCGCACAAGGUGAGCGCAAGGAAGGGUUUGUUGGCCAGAUGAAGGACAAGAUCCCUGGCGGUGGCGGUGGCAUGACGCAAGGUGGGUACAAUCAACAAGAGCACAGGGGCGGUGGGGGUGUCGGUGUUGGUGGCAUAACGCAAGGUGGGUACAAUCAACAAGAGCACAUGGGCAAUGCACAAGGUGAGCGCAAGGAAGGGUUUGUUGACAAGAUCAAGGGCAAGAUCUCGGGGGGUGGCCGUCCUAGUGGUGUACGUGGUGUAGGAGAAGAGAAAUAGAAGAAGAAGAAUGAUGCUGGCAGCAGUGACAGCGACUAUAAAUCUCGCACUGCUUCCAUGCAUUAGGUGUGGAGGAGGUCGAGGUCCUGUCUACCGGUGUCUACCGGUGUUGCAGAUUAUCACUAGCUAGUAAAAGAAAAGAAAAAAGAAGCUGUACUGUUCAAUAUUUUGUAUCUUGCUUAUAAGUGGUGUUGCUAGGCCAGGGAACACUGUAAACCGAAAAUGAUAUUAUACAAUAAGAUAAUAAUUAUUAUAAA
Molecule: messenger RNA, 1267 nt
Organism: Populus nigra (black poplar)
Lineage: Eukaryota; Viridiplantae; Streptophyta; Magnoliopsida; Malpighiales; Salicaceae
Product: dehydrin Rab18-like
Exons: 3
Coding region: 108-1010 (300 amino acids)
Molecular function (GO): metal ion binding
Source: RefSeq, a predicted model, not a curated record